Molecule: messenger RNA, 3307 nt
Organism: Pipistrellus kuhlii (Kuhl's pipistrelle)
Lineage: Eukaryota; Metazoa; Chordata; Mammalia; Chiroptera; Vespertilionidae
Gene: BCAR1
Product: BCAR1 scaffold protein, Cas family member
Exons: 7
Coding region: 16-2829 (937 amino acids)
Biological process (GO): cell surface receptor protein tyrosine kinase signaling pathway; cell migration
Cellular component (GO): focal adhesion; plasma membrane; cytoplasm
Molecular function (GO): protein binding
Source: RefSeq, a predicted model, not a curated record
CGCGCACGGCCGGGCAUGCCGGGAGCCGGGCUGGGCUGGCCGCCGCGGGCGGAGCGAGGCGGACCCGUUCGGGUGGCGGCAGCGGCAGGAGGCGGGCGGCUGGCGUGGUGGCCGGGACAGCGGCUCCUGGACCCCGGCGCCGGCGGCACGGUCGGGGCGGGCGGGCAGCUCGGCAUGCGCCCCUGCGCGGAGCUGGGGCCGCAGCCCGUCCAGAGGGACACGAUGAACUACCUGAACGUGCUGGCCAAAGCCCUCUAUGACAACGUGGCCGAGUCCCCCGACGAGCUCUCCUUCCGCAAGGGCGACAUCAUGACGGUGCUGGAGCGCGACACCCAGGGCCUGGACGGCUGGUGGCUCUGCUCGCUGCACGGGCGCCAAGGCAUCGUGCCCGGGAACCGCCUCAAGAUCCUGGUGGGCAUGCACGACAAGAAGCCCGCCGGGCCCGGCCCCGGCCCCCCGGCCCCUCUGACCCCGCCCCAGCCUGGCCCCCACAACCCGGCCGCCCAGUACACGCCUAUGCUGCCCGCCACGUACCCCCCGCAGUCCGACAGUAUCUACCUGGUGCCCACCCCCAGCAAGACCCAGCAGGGCCUCUACCAGGCCCCUGGGCCCAGUCCGCAGUUCCAGUCUCCCCCGGCCAAGCAGACGUCCGCAUUCUCAAAGCAGAUGCCCCACCACCCGUUCCCCAGCCCAGCCCCAGACCUUUACCAGGUGCCUCCAGCGCCUGGCAGCUCCGCCCAGGACAUUUACCAGGUGCCGCCUUCUGCUGGGAUGGGGCUGGAUAUCUACCAGGUUCCCCCUUCCAUGGACGCACGCAGCUGGGAGGGGACAAAGCCACCGCCAAAGGUGGUGGUGCCCACCCGCGUGGGGCAGGGCUACGUGUUCGAGGCCUCGCAGCCAGAGCAGGACGAGUACGACAUCCCGCGCCACCUGCUGGGCCCGGCGCCCCAGGACAUCUACGACGUGCCCCCGGUGCGAGGGCUCCCCGGCCAGUACAGCCAGGAGGUGUAUGACACCCCUCCCAUGGCUGUCAAGGGUCCCAGUGGCUGGGACCCGUCGCUGGACGUGUACGACGUGCCCCCCAGCGUGGAGAAGAGCCUGCCGCCGUCCAGCCACCACGCGGUGUACGAUGUUCCCCCGUCCGUGAGCAAGGACGUCCCUGACGGCCCCCUACUGCGUGAGGAAACCUACGACGUGCCCCCCGCCUUCGCCAAGGCCAAGCCCUUCGACCCGACCCGCCACCCGCUGGUCCUCGCUGCGCACCCCCCGGACGCGCCGCCCGCCGAGGACGUGUACGACGUGCCGCCCCCCGCUCCCGACAUCUACGACGUGCCCCCCGGCCUGCGGCGGCCCGGCCCCGGCGCCCUCUACGGCGUGCCCCGGGAGCGGGCCCCCCCUCCCGAGGCGGCCGACGGAGGCGUGGCCGACGAGGGCGUGUACGUGGUGCCCCCCGCCGCCGAGCGGGAGGCCCCGGCAGACGCCAAGCGCCUGUCGGCCUCCAGCACGGGCAGCACUCGCAGCAGCCAGUCGGCCUCCUCCCUGGAGGCCCCGGGGCCCGGCCGCGAGCCGCUGGAGCUGGAGGUGGCCGUGGAGGCCCUGACCCGGCUGCAGCAGGGCGUGAGCGCCACCGUCACCCACCUCCUGGACGUGGCGGGCAGCGCCGGCCGGUGUGGGGGCCGGCGCGGCGCCGCGGAGCCUCCGGAGCCCCCGGCGCAGGACCUGCGGGCCGCCCUGGCCGCCGUCCAGGGCGCCGUCCACGAGCUGCUGGAGUUUGCCCGCAGCGCCGUGGGCAACUCCGCCCACACGUCCGACCGCACGCUGAACGCCAAGCUGAGCCGGCAGCUGCAGAAGAUGGAGGACGUGUACCAGACGUUGGUGGCCCACGGUCAGACCUUUGACAGCAGCCGAGGCGGCCCCGGGGCCACCUCGGAGGACCUGGACCGCCUGGUGGCCUGCUCACGGGCUGUGCCCGAGGACGCCAAGCAGCUGGCUUCCUUCCUGCACGGCAACGCCUCGCUGCUCUUCAGACGGACCAAGGCGCCCGCCUCAGGGCCCGAGGGGGGCGGCUCCCUGCACCCCAACCCCGCCGACAAGGCCAGCAGCAUCCAGUCCCGGCCCCUGCCCUCGCCCCCCAAGUUCACCUCCCAGGACUCGCCGGAUGGGCAGUAUGAGAACAGCGAGGGCGGCUGGAUGGAAGACUACGACUAUGUCCACCUGCAGGGGAAGGAAGAGUUUGAGAAGACUCAGAAGGAGCUGCUGGAAAAGGGCAACAUCAUGCGGCAGGGGAAGGGCCAGCUGGAGCUGCAGCAGCUGAAGCAGUUUGAGCGGCUGGAGCAGGAGGUGUCGCGGCCCAUCGACCACGACCUGGCCAACUGGACGGCGGCCCAGGCCCAGGCCCUGGCCCCGGGGCGGGCGGGCAGCCUGGGGCCCUCGGACCGGCAGCUGCUGCUCUUCUACCUGGAGCAGUGCGAGGCCAACCUGACCACGCUCACCAACGCCGUGGACGCCUUCUUCUCCGCCGUGGCCACCAACCAGCCGCCCAAGAUCUUCGUGGCGCACAGCAAGUUCGUCAUCCUCAGCGCCCACAAGCUGGUGUUCAUCGGGGACACGCUGUCACGGCAGGCCAAGGCGGCCGCCGUCCGCAGCCAGGUGACCCACCACAGCAACCUGCUGUGCGACCUCCUGCGCGGCAUCGUGGCCACCACCAAAGCCGCCGCGCUGCAGUACCCGUCGCCCGCCGCCGCCCAGGACAUGGUGGACAGGGUCAAGGAGCUGGGCCACAGCACCCAGCAGUUCCGCCGGGUCCUGGGCCAGCUGGCCGCUGCCUGAGGACACGGACCCGAGGGAGGAGGGCAGCGACGGUGGGCGCCGCCCCGGGUGCCGCCCCGAGAGUCCCGGCGCUGCAGGCCUGGGCACAGGCGUCCCCAGCUCCCCCAGGCCCGGCGCCAAGCCCGUCAGGGACUGUACAUAUUUAUGACAGGGCAGGUGCGGGCCCAGGAGCCCGGGCAGAGCCAGGCCCCCAGAGCCCGGGCCAGGGAGCAGGCUGGGGUCCUCUCUGAGGGCUCUGCAGGCCCGGGGAGGUCCCGGCCCCGGGCAGCCAGGCCACAGCUGCAGGCCCCGUGGCCCGCACGGCCGUGGGGACCCCUGGGGGCUGACGUCAGCCCCGCGAGGGUGCUACGUCCCCCCCAGGGGUCAGUGCCACUGAGAUGUGCUCCUCAGCACCAAGAGAAACCCCUAAAGAACUAUUUUUUAUUAUUGAUUUUCCAAUCAUUUGACUAACAGUCUACAUUUAAAUAAAAUUUUAAAA